Molecule: messenger RNA, 948 nt
Organism: Ruditapes philippinarum (Manila clam)
Lineage: Eukaryota; Metazoa; Mollusca; Bivalvia; Venerida; Veneridae
Exons: 4
Coding region: 68-814 (248 amino acids)
Molecular function (GO): protein binding
Source: RefSeq, a predicted model, not a curated record
UAUACACCCCAAGCGUUUGCAAGGAAAGGUUUAACAUAAUUUGUUUUGAUUUCAAUUCCAAUAGAAAAUGUUUUCAAUAAAAACUGUUCAAGGAUUUUAUCUUUGGGUUUUAUUUAUAAUUUCUCUGAGUGAAAAUUCAGUGGGUGUUCUUUAUGAUAUCAAGCCUGUUGGCCACGCUUCAAGUUUGGACUAUGAAAAUACCUUGAUGCAGAUUUUGUUGGAAGUGAAGACAGAAGUGUCAUUGCUGACGAAAGAAAUAAAGGAACUUAAGGAGACAAAAAUGGAUGAAAACGGAACAAACAACAGCGUUUCUACAACAAAUAUUGUGAAGACUUUGCUUGAAUUGAAGAGUGGUAUGGCAGCACAGGCAAAAGAAAUUGAUGAACUUAAACGCAGCGACCGUAAAUCAGUAGCAUUUAUGGCACAGCUGUCUAAAAACAUGGUGAAUCCACCCCAACAUACAGUCGUUGUAUUUGAUGCGGUUUUUAACAAAUGUUGGGGAUGCUUACAAAAACCGAGUUCUGGGGUGUUCCUUGCACCUGUAAACGGAACAUACACGAUUCAUCUUGUUGCAAGUUCAAGUAGAAAGAAACUAUAUGAUAAUUUUCACUUGUACAUCAUGCACAACAUGCGGAAAGUUGGUUACAUUUUCUUGGACAGCAAUCCUGACCGUUAUUUAAUUAGAUCAACGUCUAUUGUCAUACAACUGCGUGCCGGGGACACCGUGUUUGUUAAAAUUGGAAACUCAAACCCGAAAGGAGAUCUCUUUGGUUCUCACUUUCAUACAGUCUUCAGUGGUUUUCUGAUCAACUGAAUUUGCUUAAAAAAUAACUUUCAAGAAAUAUUGGCAAAUUGAAAUUCAAUUAUAUUGCCUUCCUUUCUAUGUUUAUCAAAAAAUGCUAUAAUGAAAUUGCAUUUUCACCAGUUAAUGAUGUUAACAUAUCAUUU